GGUCAAAAUUGUAUUACAGCUUUUUACAAUUUGGAACAUAUAGACUCGGAACCCAAAACGACUUGUUGCUCAAGUCCCCUCCUUCUUAUACACAGACAGACUCGGAUCGAAAGCUAAGCAAAUCCAAGAGAAGAAGAAGAAGAAGAAGAAGAAAGAGAGAUGGAGUCAAUCUUCGGUUUGGUUGGGAACGACUUCGCCAUAGUGGCGGCGGACACGUCGGCAGUGCACAGCAUACUGGUGCACAAGAGCAACGAGGACAAGAUCAUGGUCCUCGACUCCCACAAGCUCAUCGCCGCCAGCGGUGAGCCCGGCGACAGGGUUCAGUUCACGGAGUACAUCCAGAAGAACGUUUCGCUCUAUCAGUUUCGUAAUGGGAUUCCUCUUACCACCUCCGCCGCUGCCAAUUUCACCCGCGGUGAGCUCGCCACCGCCUUGCGCAAGAACCCAUACCAUGUGAACAUUCUCAUGGCUGGAUAUGAUGAAGAGAAAGGCGCAGAACUGUACUACAUUGAUUACAUUGCUUCCCUUCACAAGGUUGACAAGGGCGCCUUUGGUUAUGGUUCCUAUUUUGCUCUCUCCCUCAUGGAUCGACUCUAUCACAAAGGUAUGUCUGUUGAUGAAGCCAUUGCCUUAAUUGACAAAAUUAUCAUUGAGAUACGAUCAAGGCUUGUUGUGGCUCCACCCAACUUUGUCAUCAAGAUAGUGGACAAGGAUGGAGCUAGGGAGUAUGCGUGGCGUGAGUCUAUCAAGGAUGCUGGUGUGGCUGCUGCUUGAGGCCUUGCUUCUAUUAUCACAAACGUUGGGGGAACUAAUGUCUCUGGUAGAACUAUUUCAUAGUAGAUCUGUUCUUGUUUGAACUAUUGAAUAGCUGUUGUAAUUUUUUAAAAAUGGGUAGUUUCAUUUGGAACUGUUCUCUUUUCAUCUGUGGUUGAUGGUUAUUGUGUUAUUCCUUUUCUUUGGGUCAUGCUAUUUAUGCAUGCGGGGCUAAAGAUUCCCAGGAAGUGAGCUUUUUAUUAUCUUUCUGAAAUUCUCAUGCAUUUUUCAUGAUGUGUAUUUACUAUUUAUCAAGAUACGAGUAAUUAAUCUACAAU
Molecule: messenger RNA, 1091 nt
Organism: Fragaria vesca subsp. vesca
Lineage: Eukaryota; Viridiplantae; Streptophyta; Magnoliopsida; Rosales; Rosaceae
Product: proteasome subunit beta type-2-A-like
Exons: 3
Coding region: 160-774 (204 amino acids)
Biological process (GO): proteasomal protein catabolic process
Cellular component (GO): nucleus; cytosol; proteasome core complex, beta-subunit complex
Molecular function (GO): peptidase activity
Source: RefSeq, a predicted model, not a curated record